AUGGAUUCUGGUACUACCCUUCCCACCGUCGUCGCACCCGUCAGCGCGGUGCGGGCGUCUGUCGACGAGAAAGCGCUCGAUGAGAAGACCCAGCUUGACACCAAUACCUCAGAAAAGGCUAUUACUGAAGAUGGCCAUGUGGUACUUCAAGGUCUCGUCAUCCCAACCGAGGAGGAGAAAUCUACUUUAAGGCGUGUUGCUGGCAAGAUGCCGGCAACUUGUUAUUAUCUCUGCGCGGUCGAAUUCGCCGAGCGGGCUUCUUAUUAUGGAUGCAAUCAGGUCUAUAAAAACUUCAUCAGAGCCCCCUUACCUCCUGAUGGCAACGGCAGUGGUGCUACAGCUCCCGGGUCCGAAUAUACUGCCGGAGCUCUUGCAUACGCGCUACCGAUUUACUUCGGUUGGCUCGCCGACACUAAGUACGGCCGCUUCAAGAUGAUUUGCUGGGGUGUUGCGAUAUGUGACAUGCUCUCAAUUGGUGCUGCUCAGUUUAAGCCCAAUAUUUCUCCUACCGUGAUUGACCAAAGUCCUCAUAAAAUCGCCCAUGUCAUCACCGAAAAGAACGGCGAGAAGGUUAUUGUGGACCCCGAGGAAUCUGUCAACAGCGUGAUGUUGUGGUUUUACCUGCUCAUCAAUCUCGGCUCUUGUUUCGGCAUUGCGACGACUUACUUGGCUAAGCUUGUUGGAUACUGGUCGGCAUACUUGAUUCCCACGAUUUUGUACCUGAUGCUUCCACCACUACUAUGGUUUUUGAACCCGCGUCUUAUAAAACAACCUCCGGGAGGUUCAGACUUGGGAAAUGUGUUUAAGGUCCUCGGCGAUAUCUUUGCUCAUGGUGGUUUGAAGCGUAUUGGCCGUACAGGAUUUUGGGAAGCCGGCAAGCCAAGUGUGCGCAAAGCCGCAGGCAGCACGAAAGUAUACACAUACGACGACCAAUUCGUUAACGAUGUUCGAAGGACCUUCCAAGCUUGUGGCAUAUUCCUCUUUUCUCCUAUCUGGCAAAUCAACGACGGUGGUCUUGGUGCCGCUGCCAAUGCCCUCACUGCUGGAAUGGAUACUAACGGUCUCCCUAACGAUCUCUUGGAUAACCUAAACGCUGUCUCUAUUGUCCUAGCGGUACCUUUCAUGAACCAUGUCAUCUACCCGCUUCUACGUAAACGCGGUAUCAAAUGGGGUCCCAUUUCUCGAAUGACCUUCGGGUUCGCGCUUGGCACAACCGGCUCCAUCGCCUAUUCUGUUCUUCAGUACUACGUGUAUAAGACUUCACCCUGCGGUUGGAAUGCUACGACAUGUGCUGAGAUCGUCCCUGUUGGUGAGGUUUCAGUUUCUACUGUUUCUUACGCCUGGUACGCGGUCCCUGUUAUAAUCACUGCUGUUUCGGAAAUCUUCGUGAACGUCACUGCCUACGGUAUCGCCUAUUCGCGAGCUCCUAAGAACAUGAAGGGUCUUGUCGCUUCGCUCAAUCUUUUCAUGACGGCCAUCUCCGCCGCCAUCGGCCUUGCCACCGCACCGGCUAUCAACGACCCCUAUCUCAUCUGGGCGUUUGCCGGACCAACCAUUGCCGGUGCUGUACUUACCGUCGUCUUCUGGUUUACGUUCAAGCAUAUCGAUAAAGAGGAGUUUGUCCUCAAUUCUGACCUUGGCGAUUUAAGGAAGGACUCGGAACGCGAAAGCGACGAAGAGAAAGCCCCCCCGCCGAAGUCAAUCGAUGAGAAGAAAUUAUAA
Messenger RNA from Daldinia childiae, 1722 nucleotides. RefSeq names its product Peptide transporter PTR2. The coding region runs from base 1 to 1722 and encodes 573 amino acids. Gene Ontology annotation, molecular function: dipeptide transmembrane transporter activity. Lineage: Eukaryota; Fungi; Ascomycota; Sordariomycetes; Xylariales; Hypoxylaceae. Gene Ontology annotation, cellular component: membrane. Gene Ontology annotation, biological process: transmembrane transport. The transcript is spliced from 5 exons. The record is from RefSeq and is a predicted model, not a curated record.